Molecule: messenger RNA, 3103 nt
Organism: Asterias rubens (European starfish)
Lineage: Eukaryota; Metazoa; Echinodermata; Asteroidea; Forcipulatida; Asteriidae
Product: zinc finger protein 410-like
Exons: 9
Coding region: 94-1974 (626 amino acids)
Biological process (GO): regulation of transcription by RNA polymerase II; central nervous system development
Cellular component (GO): nucleus
Molecular function (GO): RNA polymerase II cis-regulatory region sequence-specific DNA binding; DNA-binding transcription factor activity, RNA polymerase II-specific
Source: RefSeq, a predicted model, not a curated record
CCGCAAUUUUCAUCACAGCAGUCGUGAAAUUCAAAACAAAAUCAUGGUCGUUUCUUCAUUUCAGUAUUCUUUUGAGUAUAACAGACGUAAACCAUGGACCCAGUAAUUAACACAAGCGAUGUUCUCGCCUCAUCACUAGACAGCUUGGCAACCUCUAUCGCUUGUGGAGCUACAAGUAUUCUAGAAGACUCGGUGGCGAGCACUUUAAUGCUAACAAAUCAUGGAGUUGCUUCAUCGCUUGGGAUCUCUCAAGCAAACCUGGGACUCAAUGACAUCGACGGGAACGGGUCGUCCGGAAUCGAAAUGGGGGCGAACCAGAUUGAAAACUCUUUUCCUGAUUGCACCGGGGAUCUCGAUGGCCAGGACAUUGUUGGGGGAGAUGAAACAGAUGGUACAGAUAUGACUAAUCUCGGACUCUCGCAAUCUAGCUACAUGCUGUUCAAUCUCCCAAACAGCAACCCGACCUCAGCUGCCACAACAACCUUCAUGCCCAUCAUGGUGUUGAGUACAAGUAAUGCCAUGCUGAAGGCAAAUGGUGUUGAACCAAAUUUGAUACUAGAUCGACCGCAACAGGACUUGAGUCGGUUGCUUAGACUAAGAGACCUUGCCCAUGCUAAUCUCAUAUGUGCUACCCAGGAGAGUAUAGCUAAAUCAUCUUGGGUGACCAACCAAACAACAGAGGAGAAAUUCUUCAAAUGUGAAGAAUGCGGACGCAACUUUAAGUCUUCCAGUCACUACAGGUAUCACUGUGAGACGCACAAAGGUAACAAAGUCCUGAAAUGUCCAAUGGAAGGGUGCAAUAGACGCUUUGCUUGGCCUGCCCAUCUCAAGUACCACACAAGGACACAUGCCAACGAUCGUCCCUACAGCUGUUCAAUGGAUGGAUGUGGUAAGACCUUCUACACUGUACAGAGUCUACAUGUCCACAUGCGAACCCACACUGGCCACAAACCGUUCAAAUGCUCAGAGGAAGGUUGCGGCAAAAGCUUUACAACAGCAGGAAAUCUCAAAAACCAUUCCAGAAUUCACACAGGAGAGAGACCAUUUAUAUGUGACCACGAAGGGUGUAUACAGAGUUUUGCUGAACACUCCAGUCUACGCAAGCAUAAACUUACUCACACAGGAGAGAAGCCAUAUGAGUGUGAAAUCUGCUUCAAAGUGUUCUCACAGAGCGGCAGUCGAAACACCCACAAGAGACGUCACCACAGCAAGUCAAAGUCUGCGUCAUCUCGAGGAGACAGGAAGAUACGAGACGGGACCAGGGAGAAACAAGAGGCAGAGAGGGACACUGAAAUUAACUGUAAUUUAUUAGGAAAUCAUCAGGGUACAACUCAACAUGAAAUAGAACUCGAAGAAAUCACCUUGCCUAAUCCUGAGCACAGUAACGCCACCUUACCCACCAUGACAACUGUAAGUGUUUCCGAGGCAGACAUGCACAUGUCUUCACAUUCAUCUAUGCCUGAACAUGAUGGUAUAUCACUGGCACACUCCAUGCUUGCAGGUGUUACUCUUAACUCACAUCACCAAGAUUCUUCAUCAGGUCAUGUCAUGCAGUCUGAACAGGACAAUAUGACCAUGUUGGGUCAUAAUGGCAUCGUAGGACACGACAGCUUGACUUUGAGUCACUCCAUUCUGGAAGUGACAACAGACUUGGAACAUGGCACAAGCUGUAAGGCAGACUGUGACGGCUCCAAUGCCCGUAACGUAGUAGUCCUCACCCAGCCAAACCAUAACCACGAUCACACCCUGAGCAUGAUCACAGAUGCAUCACAAUUCCCCGUCAGCCAUCAGACGGCAUCUGCAGAGGACAUGGUUUACAAUAACGCCAUGCUGCCGUCUGCUGCUCACAUGGUGGAUCAGGAUCAUGGAGGGCACGACGUGGACAUCCCUGUAUCUGAGAUUGAGGUCAGUGGGCAUCAUCACCACCAUCACCACCAUGACCUCCAAGGUGGUGAUAUAGUGAUCACAUGGUGAUAGUUGAAGGUUCAUUAUGUAAAGUCAUCAUCACCACAGUGACCUCUAAUGCUAGAGUGUAGCAUUGGAUUAGAGACCAUAACUGUUCUUUUAUAGUAUUAAUCACUUUGCUGAAAUUUGAGUCCCUAUCACCACCACGACCUUCCAAAUGGAGAUGACUGUGAUUGUUAACAACAUCAAUGGGUUUAAGGUUGAUGGGUUGUUUAAAUAUUCACCACCACAAGAUAUGGUCAUCAGAUGGAAAUGAUGAUUGUUUACCCUAGCAGUAUUUUCUAACCAAUACCAUCAUCAUUGUCUUCACUGCCAUGACCGGGGCCCAACUGAAUAAAGCCUAUAAGCACAAAAACUUGCUCAACACAAAACACAUUGCUUAGCAAAAAUAGGGUACCAGCUUGUGACGGGUACCCUGGUAAUUUCUUGCUUAGCCAACAAAUUUGCUAAGCAGAAUUUUCUGCUUUAAAACAGCUUCAUGAAAUUGUGUCCAGGGCCCAACUUCAUAGAGCUACCUAAGCAUAAGAUAUUGCUAAUAAAAAAUUUCUGCUUGGCAAAAAAUGUGCAGGAUACCAGUAAAAAAUGGUACAUGUACAUGUUAGAUGGUACUUUUGCUGGUAACCUUAAUCUGGUAAGCAUUUGUUGCUGUGCUUAUCUACUCUUUGUUCUAAAGCAGCUUCAUAGAGCUGCUUCAGCCAAAAUGCCAUUUCACAUGUACCAUCUGUGACUGGUAUCCUGGUCAUUUUUGCUUAACAAAAAUUGUUGAGCAAUGUUCUGUACCUAAUCAGCGCCAUCAUGGCCCUGCUGACCACAACAUUCUGUGCUCAUGUGAUCCAUUUUAGGUGCGCAUUGUUAUGUGCCAUUAACAUGGAAUUAUAUAGUAAGCACUUCCAUGACAUCUGGAUCUGUAGUGUGUGUAUGUUUGCAUGUUUGUUUGUGUGAUCUUCCUAACAGGAACCAAUUUCAUGGCUCUGCUUACCGUAAGCUUAUCGGUGCUUAUGGAAGCAGGGAAUUCUAUGCUUAAGCCUUACGGCAAGGGUAUUUCAAAGGUUAGCGGCGAAUGUGGGCUUCUGCGUGUGCGUACUCCAUGUUACUAGGCAUUCUACGCUUACAAGGCUAGCGCAGAAAUUUGGCACUU